Molecule: messenger RNA, 1395 nt
Organism: Triticum aestivum (bread wheat)
Lineage: Eukaryota; Viridiplantae; Streptophyta; Magnoliopsida; Poales; Poaceae
Exons: 3
Coding region: 1-1395 (464 amino acids)
Source: RefSeq, a predicted model, not a curated record
AUGAGCCUCCCUGCGACCCAGCGCCAGAUUGGCGAUGAUGGUGACAAGGAAACGGAGGAGCAUUUCAAGGAGCUGCUGGUUACUAUCUCCAUAUCCAUAGCCGGGUCAGCCAGAAACAUGUCUGCGGAGGCAGACACCAUGGCGCCGAGGUUCGGCUUAAAACUGAACUCGCUCUUGUGGCUGAUCGAUGAGCUGUGGGAUGACAUGCGCCAACUAGUCUCCACAGAGACAAAAUUCCUAGCAACAUGCAUAUUUACUCGUGAGCCCUUCCUGCACUAUAUCUCCACAUUGCAGUUGAUCACGGCAGUUUUCGACUGGCUCGGUAGAUGGGUACCGAAUUUUACUAUAAAAUUGCUAUCCAUACGCGAAGAUGAGGACAUGGAGUGGGAGGAGGAGAAGGAGAUGGAGAUGAUUGAGGAGAGCAACUUCGCUAACUACAUUAGUCGCUGGGAACGCACGUGCAGUAACGGCUGCAGCUUCGAAGACACGAAUGAGCAAACAUCAUUGUUGAGCCCCAUGCUCUUUACACACUGCAUACCAGGCCACGUCCCAUUGGAUGCUGGUUGCCGGAGGACCAUGCAAAUGUACUCCAUUAAAGUUGCAAAAGUGAAAUGCCACAACUGGCCACUGAAGGUGUACGGUGUGGUUGCCGCCCGAGAUGUUGUGGACAAUCGUCGCAACAUUCUCUUCUUUCGCACUAGGGAUGACUACCAACUCCUCACGGAGCAUGAUCCGUUUUUGCACUUGACUAGCCCGUCUCGUGCAAUUAUCUCUAUGGACACCGUCAACAUUGAAAUCCAACUAAAACUAAAGGGCACAACAAAGUCUGAAGAUAGAGCACUGAUCAGUAAAGCCUUCUCUUAUAAUGGUGAUGUUGGUGAUACUUUUUCUACGCGUCACCUCAGUGGCCACUUUUGCACAAUAGAGUUGUGCUAUGCGCAUCUUGAAAGAUCACUCCAAGCCACCAUCCUUAGUAUCCGUGUUCAAGAGGGCUCACUGCCUUCUGAAAAUGGCAUCCGGGUUGUUUGUUCCUCACUACCUUCUGAGAGCCCAUCUGAGCAUGUUUUGUUGUUUGGUUCAAAAGGUGGAACAAUUCCCGUGGGUGAAGGGGGCUAUCUGGAUCUGUCAAGGCAAGUUGCUUCGGUAAAAAGAGAAGGAAGGCUAGAAAUUCUCAUGGAGAUCUUGGAACAAUCUGGUUGCACAAGUCAUUAUUUUGCCUUCACACCGGAAUCCAGCAACGUAAGUCAAAAAGAAUUUAACCUUGGUGACUGUAAAUUGGAGAUUACUGUUGCUUGGUCCCUCCUUAUUAAUGACCAGCUGCCUAUCUUGAUGAUGGGGUAUAUAGAGCCUUACUCACCAAGUCCGCAUAUCCCUUUCAUGGAGCUUGGAGAAUGA